GACUUCAGUUUGAAACAAUCCGUUGCAAGAGAAAGAUCGUCGUUAAAAUUGUGGAUAGGGUGUUGUGUGAUUUGUGAUUUUUUCGAGAAAAAAAAUUAUUGCAAGCAAAAUGUUUGCGUCGUACUGUUUGGCGUUUUGCUUUGUGGCAUGGAUUUCGGUGUGCAGUGGUGACGAUGUGGUUGUUCAGAUGUUCUCAAAGAAACCGACCAAUUUCAUCAGUGAGAAAUUCAUCAGUUAUGCCAUCGAUCCGGUUCAACUGCUUGAAAUGAGCAAGGAAAAAGAAGACGCUUUUGUAUAUCGAAUGAUGGAAUCAGGUCCGAGCUAUUUGAAAAUCUACGGAAACAAUACGAAUAAAAUGCGGUUGGAUGGCGAAUUUAUCGAUCUUAGCUCAUCGAAAUUAUCGUUGGAUCAACUAAAAAGUGUUUACGACGUCUUGCAAACGGCUGACAUCAAACCAGUGAUUGCAUUGCCGUAUGAUCCAAAGAAUUGGAACACUCGGAAUGUGAUGAAAAUUUUGGGGAAAGUUAGCAAGCUUGAAAUGGACGAUAUUACAUGGCAAUUGGGUGCAGAUUUUCACGCAAAAGACGCGAUCAGCUACAUUGACGAUUUGAACACAUUGAAAUUGAUUGUUGGUGCAUUUGCCACAAAAGCGAGUAAGAAGAACUGGAGCGUCGUUGGCUCGGAUAUUACACUUGGUAGCAGCGAAGAUGAGGCCAGAAUGUACUCUGAGUUUUCGAAAUACGUCGUUGAUGCUGUCGGCUGGUCGCAAUCAAUCGAUCUCAGCUAUACCGAUGAAAAUGUCGAUGAUUUCUUCUCCAAUUUGAAUGUCGAUCCAGCCUUGAGAACGAUUUUGAACGGUGAACCACCAGUUUGGUUGUCACUUUUACAGAAAAAUACCGACGCAAAAAAUCCACUGACACAAAUGAAACAAGGUUUGAACUGGGCACAAAUUCUCGGUGAUGCGGCUAAAAACGGAUUCAAAGCUAUUUUUGCACCAAUCAAUCGCCAAACUUGGUACGAACCAUCAAUGAGUUACUACAUCACGUUGCUGCACAAGCGGAUCAUCGGACAAACGGUUUUUGAUACGAAAAUGUUCAACGGAAAUCGCUUCGAUUCUCACUUCUAUGCACAUUGUACUAAAAAUAUGAGUGGAUCUUUCACCAUUUUCGGUGUGAAUGCAGGAGACUCAAGUUUGGACAUAACGGCAAAGUUACCAUUCCUAUCGGGCACUGAAUAUUUGGAAUUUAUGUUGACCGUCGGCGUGAAUGGCAAAGUGUACUUAAACGGAGCUGAAAUCAUUGAGCCCACCGUUCUGGUGCCAGUGGCAAAGUAUAAACUCCCCGGAAAAGGUGCACUAAUUUCGAUGCCCGCACACUCAGUUGCAUUUUGGGUGUUUACUGGUGCCAGCAUUCCAGAGUGUGCUUCUGUUGAGCCAAUUUCAUUUGAAACUGACCAAACUCAAGUGGAAACCUCGUCGGAGCGUCUUCUUCAGAAAUUGAUUGUGGAAUCGGUUGCAAGAGAUGAAACUGACGCGCAAUCAUAUAAUAAAAACGCAAUCAAACGCUCGAAACGCAGUGCAAGCAUUGGAAAAGAUGGUACAACCGAUCGAAUUCGCCGAGAUACGGAGAAUAGCAUCGACAAGCACGGCGAGUAUAAUGCGAUCGAAAUAGUAGAAGAGAACGAUGAAGUACAAUCACGAGACAAACGCUUUAUUGGUGACGGAAAAUUUAUCAAUCGUAUUUACAACGGAGUGGACGACAUGAAGAGACGCAAUUUACUCAGUGCGUACACAAGUAAGGUGGAAUUACCAAUGAAACGAAUGAAGCGAGAUAUAAAUAUGCUCAAGAAUUUGUUUGACAAAUUCGAUUUGAAGAAGUCAGCGUUCAAUUUCAAAACACCAACAUUGAAAUUCGGCAGUAAGGGACUGAUUCCAUCAAUUUCGACCGUACAUGAUGUUCUCAACGCCGAACCGAUGGAGAAAAAACUGUUUGAUCAAGUUGAAAAUCCAGACUUACCAACGGGAGAUGUUCAUUUUGAAUUAGCCGAGGCCGUUACCGAGCCAAAUGAGUACGCUGCCGCUUUGAAUGCAGCCAAUCAUAUUGUUGAACAAGCACCGGCUUUGGAUCCAUACAGCAAUACUGGUUUUGCACCACCGCUCGUUAUGAGCCCAUCACUCACCAAUGCCGUUCCAUCGUCCGUUUUGUUGGGCGAAUUGACCGAAAUGGAUGUCAAGUCCGACAUAGUCACCGUUGCCCCAUUUCUAGCGGUACAACCUGCGCAACCGGUCCAACAUCCCGCUACUGUGCAAACGGUUCAACCGGUACAACCUGCGCCACAACAUCAUCUGCAAUUCAUCGUAAAAAAUCUCGAGCCCACAUUUCAAAUGAAUCGCGAAAAUAUGGAAAAGGCUCGUAACAAUCUUCGCCAAAAUCUAUGGCCAAUGGCGACCAAUGCACAGAGUGUUAAUCCAAAAACGAUAACCGCUUUCCUCCCAAAUGUCGCCAUUCAAGCUGCACAACCAGACGAGCAUAUUUUAUUCGAGUCGAAGAGACGUCGUCGGCGUGCCAUCAACUCCAAAAUGAAUGAGGAAAUCGAACGACGUGUUCAACGAAAUGCAAUGAAGCCAACGCAUGACCUUCGUCUUGACGAUGCCAUCGAUCAAAAGCUGCUCGAUAAAAUGCUUCAAUUGGUUGAUAGAUUGGAACGUAGCCAAAAUAGUCUGAUCAAAAAUGAUGCUGGAAUCACGAACUUCUCUGGCCAUACCAUGGAGGAAACUGAGAUUAGCGCACCAAAAAAAUGCAAAGUAUUGUCUAUGGCCAUGGAACAACAGUGCUUGCAAUCGGAAACACGCCCAAGAGCACUUUUCAAGCGUGCAAUUGAUUACAAACGAACCAGGCCAAAUGGACCGCUUCGAAAAUUCUUGGCCAAAAUCAAGGAAACCGUUGAAAAACCAUUGAAAUUUCGCACCAGACGAUCAGUCUAUUACAAUGGAAUUGAUUCCGAGGAAAAUGAAGUGAAUACCAUUUCAAAAAAGUUCAACGAAGAAGCAGUCUAUGCACCACACAGGAAAUAUGUUUAUAACAUUCGUCGUUACGAUCUGAAACGUGCAACCACUUCAACCACAACAACAACAACGACGACGACGACGACGACAGCCAAGCCAGAAACAACAACAACCAGACCAACAACUACCAGACCAACAACUACAACAACGGAAGAACCCGAAAUGAUCACCACAAAGGAGAAAAUUGUUCCAAAGGUCUUGCGAUCAAUUAAAGGCUACGCAAACAAAAUCACAAAUUCGGUCGCCAAACAUCUCGGACAUUGGUGGUUUGCCCUAUCAUAAUUGUACUGUUGACCAUGAUACCAUGAUUAUUUACACUUGUAUCGUCCAUCUUCUGUUCCAUUUAGUUAGUCUCUUUAUAUUUGUUCGAACUUUUUGUUUUAUUUUUGAGUAAAUAAAGUGAAUCGUAUUUAUUUUAGUGAUAAUGGCAAUCAAA
Molecule: messenger RNA, 3500 nt
Organism: Sitodiplosis mosellana (orange wheat blossom midge)
Lineage: Eukaryota; Metazoa; Arthropoda; Insecta; Diptera; Cecidomyiidae
Exons: 6
Coding region: 110-3346 (1078 amino acids)
Cellular component (GO): extracellular matrix
Source: RefSeq, a predicted model, not a curated record